Messenger RNA from Plasmodium relictum, 2466 nucleotides. RefSeq names its product conserved Plasmodium protein, unknown function. NCBI's taxonomy places the organism in Eukaryota, Apicomplexa, Aconoidasida, Haemosporida, Plasmodiidae. The record is from RefSeq and is a predicted model, not a curated record. Bases 1 to 2466 code for a protein of 821 amino acids. The transcript has a single exon.
AUGGAGAAUAAUGAUAUAAUAAAAAGUAAAGAUGAAGAGAUUUUGAAAUUACGUAAAUUAGCAUCAAUUUUUAAAAAUGAAUGUAAAAAACUAAAAGAAGAAAACGAAUACUUGAAGAAAGAUGCAGUAUUAAAUACAAAAGAGAUAAGUGAUAAUACAAAUGAUGAAGAUAUUAUUUUAAAAUUUAAAAAUGAAUUUAGUAAGAGAAUUGUAAUUGAAAAAAGUUAUAAAAAGUUAAAAGAAUUUACAUUAUUAUUAGAAAAAAAAAUUCGAAAUCAAAAAAAUGAAAACAUUGAAAAAUGUAAAGUCUUAGAGGAUAAAUUAAAUGAAUGUAAUAAAAAUUUAAAAAUAAGUAAAAGUGAAAAUGAAAAUUUAAAAGAAAAAAUUAAAGAAAAAGAUCUGACAAUACAUAAAUUAAAUGAUAAAAUUGAAGAAUUUAGAAUGUACAUGAAAGGGGAAAAAGAUUUGAAUUCUUUAGAAAGUAAAAUUGAUGAAACAAUUGAAUAUAAAUUAGAAAUAAAAAAAUUAAAAGAUAAUAUUGAUAUAUUAAAAAAGAAUGAUGAAAUAACUUCAAAGGAAAGACAACAAUAUAAAAAUAUGAUUAUUCUUUGUUCACAGUAUAAAGAAAAAUGUAAAAAGUUACCCAUAUUAGAAAGUAAAAUUGAUAUACUAGAAAAUAAAAUAAAAGAAUUAGAAUUGUAUAAAAUUAGAGAUAAAGAAAAAUUUGAAAAUAUUAAAGAAUUAAAAAAUUGCAGUUUAAAACAACAAAUAGAAAAUAACAAAUUAAAAGAACAGUUGAAUGAAUGGAUAAACUUUUCAAAAAUAUAUAUAAAUAAUAAAGAAAUAAAUGUUGAUAACUUAAAAAUAAGUAUGAAUGAAAUAUAUAAUAAAUAUAAUCAAGUAAAUUCAACAAAGACGGAUUUAGAGGUAAAAUACAAAAAGUUAUCCAUUGAUAUAGAAAUAUAUAAACAAAAUCUAGAUGAUAAAAUAUUAGAAUUAAAAAUUAUAGAAAAUAGACAUAAACAAUUAGAAAAGAAGUAUGAGUUUCUUAAAAGAGAUUAUAUAAAUGAAGUAAAUAAAAAUAUAUCAAGUAAUAAAAAUAAUAGCUCUAAUAAAGAUCAUAAAAUAGUUGAAAAUAAAGAAGAAAAAGAGGAAAAAGGAGAAGGAGAAGAAAGAGAAGAAUACGAAAAACAACAGCAAAAAAAAAAUGAAAAUAUUGUAAAAAUGCUAAAUGAUUAUAAGUUAAAAUAUGAUUCAAUUAAAAGUGAUAAUAUAGAAAAAGAAAAAUUAAUAGAAGAAUUAUAUGAAAAAAUAAAAAAAUAUAAAAAUGAAUAUGAGAAAUGCUAUUUAAAACAAAAAAAUUCUGAGGUUUUUUCUCAGGAACUUUUAUUAUAUGAAAAAGAAAUUAAAUAUUUAAAAGAAGAAAUAGAUAAUUACAAAAAUAAGAUUCUGAAUUUAGAAAAUGAUUUAGUUCAUGUAAACAAUCAGUGGAAUCAUGAUAAUGAGAAAAAUGAAAUUAUUAUAAAUGAGCUAAAAGAAUCAAUAAAGAAAGUACAAUUUGAUAAUAAAAUAAAAAAUAAUGUAAAAAAAAAUAAUGAAAUUACAAAUGAAAUUCAUAAUAAAAUGUAUGAUAUAAAUAUCUUAUAUAAAGAUAUUGAUGAUUUAAAAACAUAUGAUCAGAUUGAAUUAACAACAUUACGAAAUGAAAAUUUAUAUUUAAAAUCAAAAAUUGAAGUUAUCAAGUUUUUUUAUUCCAACCAAAUUAAAAAUUAUAGAGAAGCUUUUUUAUAUAUAUUAGGAUGGGAUAUACAAAUUGAACAGAGUAAUGAAGAGAUUUUUUUUAUUUUGACUUCAUUAUUUUCAACACAUGAUGGGCAAUUUAUAUUUAUAAAAAAUAAGUGUAUUAAUGAAAAAAGAUCUUAUGAAAAUCAAAAUGAAAAUUGUCGAAGCUUAAAAAAAAUGAGAUUAGAACAUAAUGAACAAAAGCCAACAGAAUUCGACACAAAUAGUGAAAAUAAAAAAAAUGAAAUUGAAAAGGAAAAAGAAACUCAAGAAAAUGAGGAAGAUAAAAAGAAAAACCCAAAUGAAGAAAACGAAGAAAAAAAUAAAAAUUAUGAAAAUUUUAGUGGUACUAAUGAAAAUAAUAAUAUUGAAGAAAAUUUUUAUGAUGGAAUAAUUAAUGAACGAAAUGAAAUAGAUACUAAUACAAUUAUUCAAAAAUCAAAAUUAAAAGAUACUAAUAUUAAUAUGGCUACAAUAAUGAAAGGUAGCAAAUAUAAUUUAUUAUUAAAUGGUUAUUACAGUAUUAAGUGGCAAGAAAAUAUUGAAUGGAGAAAAUAUAUAAAUAAAAUAAAUACAUAUCCUAUUCUUUUAUCAUUAUCUUGCAUAGAAGAAUAUAAUUUUAUUAAAUCACAAUACAAUAAUAGCUUAAGUAAAAAUUACAAAGGAAUGCUCUUUAAAAUAUAA